CCCCAGGGCAGAUAGAUCCUGCUACAGCUCCACCAUGAAAUGCUUCGCCAUCCUGCUGCUGGUCAGCUUAGCUUCCACCUCUCUCGCCAUCCCUAAUGAGCAAGAAGAUGAAAUCCACUUGGAGCCUCAGCCCACACAUGCCUAUAAGUCUCAUGUUGGCCACCUUCAGAUCCUAGCUACUCAGCUGAUUCCUGAAAAGGACCAUGUCUCCAUUGAAAACUCUUCUGAGGAAACUCCCAUCUCCAGCGAAGAGCUGGGUUUUGAAGAGGAAGAUGUGAUCAAAUCUACCAGGAGACCAAAGAGUCAAAAGCUCGAGCUGCUUCACCCCAUCCCCCAGGAGGCCAGUUUCAGAAACACUACCCCUCAGUCAGAAGAAACUACGGAAUUCACUCCGAGGACUGCAACCACCCCAGAGGGAACACUGGCCGAGCUCGGCCAUAAAAUCGGGAAGAAUCUGGACAAGAUCAUGAAAGAGACCAUGAACUAUCUGAAAAGCCUACUCCCUCAUGCCUAUGAAGUCACGAGGCCCUAGUGACAAGGAGGCCCAAUCCCAGGCUGGGCCAAAGCCGGUGUCCACAGCACCCACAUUCUGCUCGCCCCGACCGCCAGCUCUCAGCCCCUCACAUUCCUUAUUAAAG
Messenger RNA from Mirounga angustirostris (Northern elephant seal), 638 nucleotides. RefSeq names its product glycosylation-dependent cell adhesion molecule 1-like. The record is from RefSeq and is a predicted model, not a curated record. The coding region runs from base 35 to 532 and encodes 165 amino acids. NCBI's taxonomy places the organism in Eukaryota, Metazoa, Chordata, Mammalia, Carnivora, Phocidae. The transcript is spliced from 4 exons.